CUUUACCCUCCUCCACGAUGUUGUAGCAGUGGUACCAUGUGAAACCUGUGGCAAAGUCUGAUCCGCUUUUACAUCUCUCAAGGUGUCGUGUCCAGGUGGGGUGGUAACCAUGGAGAGGCUGUUGCUGUGUGUGAUGGUGGGAGUUGCCAUGGCAGUGCGGGCGCAGAUCUGCCCGAAGCGCUGCGUCUGUCAGAUCCUGUCGCCCAACCUGGCAACCCUCUGCGCCAAGAAAGGUCUGCUGUUCGUACCACCGAACAUCGACAAGCACACCGUGGAGCUGCGGCUGGCUGACAACUUUGUCACAAGUGUGAAGAGGAAAGAUUUUGCUAACAUGACACGGCUGGUGGACCUAACGUUAUCCAGAAACACCAUCUCCUUCAUCACGCCUCAAGCCUUUACCGAUUUAGAAAACCUCAGAGCGCUACACCUCAACAGCAACCGGCUGACGCGGAUCGACAAUGAUACAUUCAGCGGGAUGACGAAGCUACACCACCUGAUUCUGAACAACAACCAGCUGGUGCUGAUCCACCAGGGAGCAUUCAAUGACCUGCUGGCACUGGAAGAAUUGGACCUCAGUUACAACAACCUGGAGACUAUUCCUUGGGAGACCAUCCAGAGAAUGAUUAGCCUCCAUACGCUGAGUUUAGACCACAACAUGUUGGACUUCAUUCCCGAGGGAACUUUUUCCCUGCUACAGAAACUCAACCGGCUGGACGUCACCUCGAAUAAACUCCAGAAGCUGCCACCGGACCCCCUUUUUCAACGAGCACAGGUCCUGGCUACAUCAGGGAUCAUGACCUCCACUUCAUUUGCGUUGUCGUUCGGUGGGAACCCUCUCCACUGCAACUGUGAGUUACUGUGGCUGCGGAGGCUGUACAGGGAGGACGACCUGGAGACGUGCGCCUCGCCCCAACAGCUCUCCGGCCGCUACUUCUGGUCCGUCCCGGAGGAGGAGUUCCUCUGCGAACCUCCACUCAUCACCAGAUACUCUCAUGAGAUGAAGGUGCUUGAAGGGCAGAGAGUUACACUCAGGUGUAAGGCAAGAGGUGACCCAGAGCCGGCCAUCCACUGGAUCUCUCCUGAGGGCAAGCUGGUGUCUAACUCCUCCAGGACGUUGGUCUACACCAACGGUACUCUGGACAUCCUCAUCAGUACGGUGAAAGACACCGGCUCCUUCAACUGCAUCUCCUCCAACCCGGCCGGCGAAGCCCACCAAACAAUAGACCUGGUCAUCAUAAAACUCCCCCAUAUCUCCAACAACACCAACAACAUCCAGGAGCCCGACCCGGGUUCCUCGGACAUUUCCACGUCCACCCGAGGCGGCGCCAACGGGAGCAACGUGACGGGCGACGUGAAAGGCGGCGUGGAAAAGCGGGUGGUGUCUGCGGAGGCCACGUCCUCAACGGCGCUGAUAAAGUUCCACUUCCAGAGGACUAUUCCCGGCAUCCGGAUGUUCCAGAUACAGUACAACGGGAGCCAAGACGACUCGCUGGUCUACAGAAUGAUCCCGCCGUCGAGCAAGAACUUUCUGGUGAACAACUUGGCGGCGGGGACGCCGUACGACCUGUGCGUUCUGGCCAUCUACGACGACGUCAUCACCUCUCUGACGGCGACGCGCGUCGUCGGCUGCGUGCAGUUCACCACCGAGUCCGAGUACAUGCGGUGUCACUUCAUGCAGUCCCAGUUCCUCGGCGGCACCAUGAUCAUCAUCAUCGGAGGCAUAAUCGUGGCUUCGGUGCUCGUCUUCAUCAUCAUUCUGAUGAUACGGUACAAGGUGUGUAACCCUGGCGACGGCGGUAAAGGCGUUUUGCUGUCGAUGACCAACGUCCACUCACAGACCAACGGGCAGCAGUCCCAGGGAUGCACCGUGACGCCCAGCUCCUCCAAACACGGCUCGAUCGGCUUAGACGACUUCUCGGGGGGCGCGAAGAAGACGAGCGGCGGGGAAAUGUGUAAGGACACCAUAACCCAGUCGCCCGACUCGUCCCUGCCCGACUGCUCCACCACCACGUCGGUCCUCAGCCAGCCCUGGGGAGCCAGAAGCCCGACCGCCGGCGAGGAGAGAGCGCAGGCCGGCGUCUCGUCGCCCACCGGCGCUGCCGGCUCUCUGCCCAAGUCCAAGCGGAAGCCCGCUCCGGGUAAGCCGGGCGCGGCUUGCUCCAACGCCUCGGCCCUUACUGAAAACCUCCCGUCCUCCUCCUUGGCUCUCCUCCACCCCACCCCGCCGGAGAACCUCAACACCAACCUCAACAACUCCACCUCUCUCAACCAGAACCCGUACUCCUUCCCCCCGUCCCCUUUCUCCGGCCCUCUCGCCACCCUCAGCCCCGUGCCGACCACCCGGUUUCGAGAGACGCCGAUCCUGCGCAGGGCUCCCCGCGGCUCCGCCUCCGCCAAGUACCAGACACUCCCCGUGGAGGAGGCCGGGAGGAGCAGGGCGAGGAGGAGGUACUCGCUCAGCGAAGGAGGCUUAAAGACUCACUCGCCCCAUCAGGGAGCAGGAGGAGCGCCCAGAGUCGGGCGCUUAACGCGCAACAAGAGGAGCCAAUCGAUGAGCGGGAUCCUACUCCCGAAAGACGGGGACGGAGACUCAGAAAAAGGGCGGUGCGAUUCGGACUGGAUCUUAGAGAGCACGGUUUGAGCUGGAGGCGAGGGAGCUCCAUCAGAUCCACUUUGAGUCCUCCAUACCUGUGUGUCUUUUGUAUGAGUGCACGUGUGAGUUUUUCCGUGUGUUAUUUUAAAUUGCUCUAGAGGCGUGUGAGUGAUGGCUACAGCGUGUUUGUGCGUGUCGUUGACAUUUUGUAUGUGGGUUUUUUGGCGUGUACAGUUUGUAUGUAUGUGUGUGUGUGUGUGUUCAUGUCGGUAACCUGUGUUUAUAGACGCUUGAAAGGGUGAUUGUGUGUUUCUGGGUGAAAGCGUGAACAUAUAUAUUUUUUCCUUUCCAUUUUCAUAAUUUCCCCCCCCCCCUUGACUCUUUGUAUUCAGUUUACAGUUUUUAUUUUUCGCACCUGAACAGUUUCCUAUCUGGUUUUCAGUCAUGCGGCGAGUGGAUAAUAACUUUGCCUUGUCUCGUAGCGUUGAGUUGUCUUGUCGGUUCCACUUUAUAGCACAAAACAAGACAAUGGGCUCGCCACAUCAUCUCCCCCCCCGAUUCACAUUCACCUUAUCUGAAAAUACCACGAAAAAAGGGAAAUACUACAGAAAAUAAAUAUAUUUCAAAACCAUACAAGAACUGCAAAGCCCACCAUUCUCACACUCACACACCAACAGGAAGUGUGUGUGUGUUUGGUUUCGUACCGCAGCAGGAGAAUAGCAGUGGGUGCCUUCUUCUGCACUAACCGAACCUCAUUGCAGAUGACAUGAGA
Molecule: messenger RNA, 3365 nt
Organism: Pseudoliparis swirei
Lineage: Eukaryota; Metazoa; Chordata; Actinopteri; Perciformes; Liparidae
Gene: lrfn5a
Product: leucine rich repeat and fibronectin type III domain containing 5a
Exons: 9
Coding region: 110-2641 (843 amino acids)
Molecular function (GO): protein binding
Source: RefSeq, a predicted model, not a curated record